Plasmodium adleri (nom. inval.) is the source of this 1242-nucleotide messenger RNA. RefSeq names its product conserved Plasmodium protein, unknown function. The record is from RefSeq and is a predicted model, not a curated record. Lineage: Eukaryota; Apicomplexa; Aconoidasida; Haemosporida; Plasmodiidae. The transcript has a single exon. The coding region runs from base 1 to 1242 and encodes 413 amino acids.
AUGCAUGAAGAACUUCCGCAUAUCGUUGUUUUAUCUUAUAAUGAAAAGAAUGUAGAAAAUUUUAUAGCAUACAUAAAAAAUAAAUUUGAAGUGUUAGAAGAUUAUGUUAAUAGUGAUAAGUAUAAAAUUACUUACAAUGAUAAUAAAAGGAAUGAAAAAAAUGAAGGGAAUUAUAUUUUUCAAAAUAUUAGCAAAAUAAAAAUUGUAAAUAAAUAUUAUAGUGCAGACGUUAUCCUUUCGUCAUGUAUUUAUAACAAAAUAUUAAAUGUCGAAAAAGAAAUACAUAUAGAUAAUAUACUAUAUGAAAGUAUAAUAUUUUUAUUUGACGAUUUUAAUAUAAAAGAAAAAAAUAUUAUUAAUCAUAAUCCUUUUAGAAGCUAUAAUAAUGAUGAUUGUAUGGAAUAUAUAAAAGAUGAAAAAAAUGGGAAUAUGAUAAGAAAUACAAACUUUGAUUUUUCAAAUUUAUAUAAAGAUAUCGGUAUUAAAAUUGCAAUAUUUCCAUUGUCAUUUCAAGAAGAAAAAAAUACAGACAUUCUUUAUUUUUUUAGUGAAUAUUUUAUUGAAGCUUUAUAUAUAAAUUAUAAUUUAACACAUAUUAAACAAGAACUUCCGGAUCAACAAGAAGAAAAUAUAAAUAAGACUGAUAUAAAUGAUAAAACAAAUAAAUAUAAAAAUAAAAACCUUAUCAACGAUAAAUAUGAAGAAUUUUAUGAGGAUGAUGAACGCUUAGUUGAAGCAUUACACUGUCAUAUGUGGAAAGGCUUGCAAAUGAAAAAGGCAAAUAUAAUCAUGCAUGAGAAUUUAGAAAAAAAUACACAAAACAAAGAUGAAAAGACAGAUGAUAAAACAAAGGAUAAUGAACAAAAGGAAAAAGAAGAAGAAGAUAAAACAAAGAAUAAUGACAAAAAAGAAGAAGAUAAAACAAAGAAUAAUGACAAAAAAGAAGAAGAUAAAACAAAGAAUAAUGACAAAAAAGAAGAAGAAGAUAAAAUGACAGAAGAUAAAGAAAAUUCUCAAAAUAUACCAAAAAAAGAUCAAAUUGAAUUAAAAAAUGAAGAAGAAAAAAAAAAAUCAAAAGAUGAGAAGGAAGAUUUGUUUAUGCAAAAUUUUAACAAAAUUGUAGAAAAAAUAAAACAAGUUAAAAUUGAAAAUACAAAUUGUAAUAAUGAUACUGUAAGAAGAAAAAAAGCUGAAGAUUUAAUACUUGAAUUACAGCAAUAUUUUUGUGACAUCGAAGAAUAA